UCACCACUCACCACCUUACUAAAAGAUUAGAGAGAGAGAGAGUUCCCUGCAAAGCAAAGUUCCCCUCUCCCAUCCCCACCACCACAACCACUGACAACACUUAGAUUGUGUACGGACACCUCUCCUUCACCCUCUCUUCCCCAAUCCCACCUCGACAGCACUUCUCUUUUAAUCCCAUCUCCUGUCUUCUCCACUGUACCCAUUUAUUAAUUUCCCCAAAAUAAAUAUAUAACUCAAUCUCUCCUUUCCUAUUCCUUGCUUUUCCAGGAUAAUUAAUACCACUCCUUUGCUUCAUACAAUAACAACAACAAUAAAACCUCAGCAACACAAAAGUAGAAAACUUUCUUCUAACAACUUACCAUAAUUCCUUUUUUAUCUUCUAUGCUUCCUCUUCUUGUCUUCUUUUUUUGCAAUGAACCUCCAAAUUUGGUUAUGUAGGGUUCCCUGAAUUUUCUUUUCUUUUCUUUGCUGCUUAUUGUUUUCUUGGCACCUGAAAAUUCAACAUAAGUCUGAGAAAUGGGGAGAGGUAGGGUUCAGCUCAAGCGGAUCGAGAACAAGAUUAGCAGGCAAGUCACUUUUUCCAAGAGAAGGACUGGUCUGCUCAAGAAAGCUCAUGAGAUCUCAGUUCUUUGUGAUGCUGAGGUUGCUUUGAUUGUUUUCUCAACUAAAGGGAAGCUCUUUGAGUACUCCACUGAUUCAAGCAUGGAAAGCAUUUUGGAAAAAUAUGAAAGAUAUUCAUCUGCAGAACAAGUCAACAACCAAUCCGAACAACAGGGAAAUUGGUCUUUGGAAUGCUCCAAGCUCAUGGCAAGAAUUGAAGUUCUGCAAAGAAGCCUAAGGAACUUUGCAGGAGAAGAUUUAGAUGGCAUGAGUCUAAGAGAACUCCAACACUUGGAGCAACAGAUUGAUACUGGUCUUAAGCGAGUUCGAACAAGAAAGAAUCAACUCUACAAUGAAUCCAUUUCUGAGCUUCAGAAGAAGGAAAAAGCACUGCAUGAGCAAAACAACAUGUUAAGCAAGCAGCUCGAGCAAAAUGAGAAGACAAUGGCAGAGGGUUCAAACUGGGAGCAGCAAAAUCUUGGACAGAACCCAACCUCUUUCAUGCCACUUCCACCUCCAGCUAUUGGUGGCACUCUCCAGACAAGAGAGUUCAUGAAAGAAAAUGAGGAGGGCAUGGCUCAGAUUGAGGAGCCCAAUACAAUGCAGAUGCCAUCUUGGAUGCUUCGUCAUGUCAAUGAAUAGAAAACUGAAAUAGAGAUAUCUAAGUAUAGUUUACAAGUAUUAUAUGAUAUUGAAGUGGAGUAUCACUUCAUUUCCGAUGCCAUUGAUGUAGUAAAAGAAAACUGUGCUGUAAAAUUGCUUCUGCAUAAGAAUGGAUUUAAUAUUUUAACU
Messenger RNA from Manihot esculenta (cassava), 1392 nucleotides. Its product is annotated as agamous-like MADS-box protein FUL-L. Gene Ontology annotation, molecular function: protein dimerization activity; DNA-binding transcription factor activity, RNA polymerase II-specific; RNA polymerase II cis-regulatory region sequence-specific DNA binding. The record is from RefSeq and is a predicted model, not a curated record. NCBI's taxonomy places the organism in Eukaryota, Viridiplantae, Streptophyta, Magnoliopsida, Malpighiales, Euphorbiaceae. Bases 517 to 1242 code for a protein of 241 amino acids. Gene Ontology annotation, biological process: positive regulation of transcription by RNA polymerase II. The transcript has 8 exons. Gene Ontology annotation, cellular component: nucleus.